AUGCUGGAUGAGCUGGCAGGGCUACACGUGGAGCUCGACCCUCCUGACGUGGCAGGGCGGAGCCAGCUGGACGAUCGCCGGGACGUCGCUGACGACGCUUUUUUCCGGCUGCGAGGGCUCUGCGACGCACUGCUAGCGCUGCUACAGCUGCUAGAGCUGCUAGAGCUGCCAGAAGCCGCCUUAGUGGACGCGGCAGGGGAGGAUCCCUUAGGGCUUGGCAGCAGCUGCGGCUUCCCGCCAAACGCGGCGGCAGCUGCGGCGGCGUCUUUCGAGGGAUACGCUGGCGGAGUGGACGGCGCGGACCGCGGGCUGGUUGAGGCGGAAAGAGCGCGCGAGCGCACCUUGGACAUGGGCGCGGACUCGGAGCGGGAGAGGAAGCUUCCAAGCGGCUUCGGGGAUUUGCAUGUGGCUGCUGCGCCCGUUGAUAUGCUCACGCGGGUGGGCUCGUCAGAUCUUCCCCCAGGCGCCUUUAUCGCCUCGAUCACCGCCGCGUUUCUUGCCUUCGUCGGUCUUUUCCUGUGCCUCGUUUUCGCUCGCUGGUUCAUUGCUCCUGAACCAGAACAGGAGGACGACAGGAAUAACCAGCGGCGGAGACUUUUCGGCUUGGAUAAAGACCUCGUCAAGAGCUUUCCGACCUUCGUUUUCGCAGCUGAGCAAGCCAAGGAGAGCGACUGUGUCAGUUUCCGUCAGUGCUGCAUCUGCUUACAAGACUACGAACCAGGCGACGAAAUCAAGUCUCUUCCGGUUUGCGGUCACAGGUUCCACGAAUCGUGUAUCGACAUGUGGCUGGAAGGGAAGAGAACUUGUCCAGUGUGCCGGGCGAAUCUCAGACCCAAGCCAUCGGUCGACAGCGGGUCGAACUUCUGUUUCUCGUUCGUGCGAAACCGAGCCUUUUCCCGCCGUCGCCGGGCGAAUCUGGCGCUCGAAAAUGGCGGCGCCUCACGCGGAAGGCCGGGAACGCGGGGACUGGAAGACGCGCUCGUUGAUUCCUUCCCCACGUUCAUGUUCUCCCCGGAAACGGCGGAGAGCGAUAAAUUCGUGGAGUACGGCGGUUUGAAGUUACCGGGAGAGGAAGGAAGAGGGGAUUUGGAGGGCGGGAAGGCGGUACCGAACUGGGGGGAAGGAGAGGGAUUUCGCGAGUGCGCGGUGUGCUUGGCGGAGUAUGUUUCCGGGGACAUGCUGAAACUGCUCCCCCCGUGCGGGCACGUGUUCCACGUGGACUGCAUUGACACGUGGCUCCAAGGAAAAACGACCUGCCCGAUAUGCCGCCGACACAUCGGUCCAAGUGCUGAAGUCAAGGAAGGAGAUUCAGAAGGAGGCGGGAUAGCGGGAGAUAGGGGACAACAAAUCGAGAGGGGAGAGCAAGGGGAGAGCAGCACGGGGGGAGGUUUAGCGGGUCUGGAAGCCGACAGAGAGGAGUUAGGGCAGCAAGCGGUGGCAGGAGCAGAUAACCCGUUAUCUCGUGCGAAAGAUCAUCCGAAGAUCGCACACGCAUUGGCGGAACUAGCCGUAGAGCAAGGGCCUGACUCCAUUACAGCAUCACAGAAGGAAGCGGCCGAACAGCUAAUGGCCCUGGUGGUGGCGAAAGGGGCGGAGGACCAGGCACUGGCGGAGGCGGCGGCGCAGCUGCUGGCGAUGACGGCAGCGAACGACAAGAAGAACCCGCACCUCAUGCACGUGGACCGAUGGGUCACUACGUGCUGCAGCGUGCUGAAGCGGUGCAAGGGAGCGAGCGACAGCAAGAGGCGGAAGAGCAGCUCACAAGCCAACGCCGGCGAAGCAGACACUGCCGCAGCAGCAGCAGCAGCCGGGGGAGAAACAGGGGGAACGGGGGGAACGGGGGAGGCGGCGGCGGGGGAGGCAGUGAGCGAGGCGCUGCUGGUGUGCAUGGCGAGCUGUCUGGCGGACUUAAUGAACAACCCGCGCAGCACCAUCGUGUGCAGCACGCGCGCGCAGGAGAUCUUCCAGUGCCUGCAGCCCGCGCUGCUGCUCCCGCGCGUCUCCAACCGCCUGCUCUACUUCCAGGUCUGCAGGGCGGUUUCCGAGGUGCUGCACCCCUCCACGUGGCCCAUGAACCAAUCCGCCGCCGUUCCCAAGCGCCUGCUGGAGCGGCUGAUUGAUCUAAUCACUCCGGUUAAGGCCUCGGUUGCUGGUGGUGUGAAGGGUGCUGAUGGGUCGGGUGAUAAGGAUGCUGGUGGGAAUGAAGCCGAUGCCACUGCUGCUACUGGUGCUGCUCAGAAUGUCGCUGAGAAUGGGGUAGGGGAGCGUGAGACAGAGGCCACGGAACCCGCCUUGCCAAACGGCACAGCUGCUGCAGACGCAGAGGCAGCUAAAGUAGCAGGGGCAGAGGCGGCUACAGCAGCAGCGGUAGAGGAGCAGGAGGGCGGCGGCAGCGAGGGCAGCAGCAACGAGGGCGACGUGACAGAGUCCUUGAUCCACAUGCAGGCGUGCAAGGCGCUGCUGGUGAUGGCCACGAACGGCGCAGCGGAUCUGAUCGUGCAGCACGUGCCCGGGGUGAUGGGCGCGCUGGAGCGGCUCAGGCAGGAGUCGGGCGUGGAGGAGGCCGUGGUGCAGGCUGACGCCGCGCUCAUGGCGCUCUGGCUGUCACCCAAAGGAUACUCGCUCUCCAACCCCGAGCUGCGACCGGUGGUAGCAGCGCAUCUGCUGAGGGUGCUGGGCUCGCCAGACCUGGUGGAUAACCACCAGGACGUCAGCUUGGCUCUGGUGACGUCAACCAUCAACCCUGACGCUGCCACGCGGGCCAGCAUGCUCCAGCUGUACGCGGGACUGCUGAGUCAGCAGCAGGAGCUGACGCACAUCCUGAUUGGCCACGUGGAUGACACUGACAGCCUGGCACACCAGAGCGUGGUGUAUUUUGUGCUGCAUUUGUGCGAGUCUGAAGACUGUGCCAAGGCCUUCACAGCCAAUCAGGUGGACUGUGAGGCGCUAGUGGCAGCGCUGGUGGUGGCGGCACAGGCAGAGAAUCACUACGCACCCAUCGCUGUUCUUGUUCGCCUGGCUAGCCGUCCUACCACCUGGGACCAGGUACUCACACACAUCGACACCAGAACACUCAAUCGCUUGCGCGCCAUUCCCGGCACCCGCCCCCGACGAGAGGUUGAUCAACUGGCUGCAGCAUAUGCAGAGUACAAGGGAGAGAAGCCCCCAGAGCGCACAGCAUCCAUGCCAUCGGAGGAGGAGCAGUCCAAGGAGGACAUUCUGAGAGACAUUGUACGCAGCCAGUCCCACAGGAGCCUCAAGUCAAGAACUGCAGGGGAUAAAAGCUUUGAAGAUCUGGCAGGCGCCGUUGCAAGCGCGGCGACAGGCGUUGCCAAGAUCACUGUAGAGGAGUCAACAGAUGCUUGA
Molecule: messenger RNA, 3366 nt
Organism: Closterium sp. NIES-65
Lineage: Eukaryota; Viridiplantae; Streptophyta; Zygnematophyceae; Desmidiales; Closteriaceae
Source: the annotation of a GenBank genome assembly